AUGCCGGCGAGUUGCAUGUUGAUUCCGUUGUCUACGGGCGUCUUUCAGUUCAGAUCCCAGCAGCAACAGGACAACAUCACGGAAGCCAUUUUCACCGGUGACUCUGCCACUCGGUGGCAAAAGGAAGUAUACAUGAACCUUCCGUAUCGGCACGCGCUUGACGGGGAGGUUUUGCUGCUCCGAAGGUACUUGGAGGCCGAACUGCUCGGUUCGGUGACCUGGCUGCGUACAAUGUUUCUCUACGCCGGCUUCAAAGGCUGGUGGAACAAGCGGACGGCACUCGGUUGCUGUCUUCGGCUAAGACAUCAAGCCGGGAUUGUGUUCAAGUGGUGCCAUCACGUAAUUGCCGAGCAGGACAGCAAAGCGUACUUGAGAUCCAUUUGCCGCAUCCAGACCAACAGGGAGAAGGCUGUACUCAGAGUGCUGAAGGUCUCGCCCGGAACCUCCACGGACCUCUGCGCCGCGCUCUACGGAAGUGGGACUGCCGCAAUGAUGGCCCGUGAGCUGAUUGAACAGCAUUUGGAGGACCUGCGGGCUCAGGGCCGGGCCAAGAGCAGCGAAGGAUUUCUGGGAACGAUUUGGUGGGAGGCGGUGACGUUUCUUCCCUUGGAGGCUUAG
Symbiodinium natans is the source of this 618-nucleotide messenger RNA. NCBI's taxonomy places the organism in Eukaryota, Dinophyceae, Suessiales, Symbiodiniaceae. The record is from the annotation of a GenBank genome assembly.